Messenger RNA from Brassica napus (rape), 3002 nucleotides. RefSeq names its product high affinity nitrate transporter 2.6. Gene Ontology annotation, molecular function: nitrate transmembrane transporter activity. The record is from RefSeq and is a predicted model, not a curated record. The transcript has 4 exons. Gene Ontology annotation, cellular component: plasma membrane; plant-type vacuole membrane. Gene Ontology annotation, biological process: cellular response to nitrate; nitrate transmembrane transport. NCBI's taxonomy places the organism in Eukaryota, Viridiplantae, Streptophyta, Magnoliopsida, Brassicales, Brassicaceae. Bases 1036 to 2676 code for a protein of 546 amino acids.
UGUUUCGUCGGUAUGUCGUCGGAAUAACGAUAUUCCGACGAAAUUCCGACGAUUUUUUUCCUCAGAAUCCUUGCUGUUUUCUUGUAGUGUUAAUUAUAUCUACUUAACAAUAAUAUUUGAAAUAAAUAAAGUUACUUAUAGUACUUAUGAAUGGCGAUAGUUUUACUUUCUGUUAUCAUUGUUGUUUUUUAAGACUCACCUUUGAAUUGAUAUGUAUUCGAAUUUUUUUCUAAAGUAAUAAUUUUAAGCACGGAACUCUUUAGAAACAUAUAAACAUAAUAUUAGUGUUUAUCUUAUAUAUAUUAACUUCUUUGGUACAAAAUCUAACAUGGGUAUGACAACAUUGUUACUUAUCAACAAUUAGCAUUUGGUUGUCUUCGUGAGGUCUAUCAAGUUGCAAAUUUUAUUAAUUAAAACACAGACAGCGUGCUCCAUGACCAUAUACAAAACAUUAUACAACGUGAUGUUGUCAACGACUUUUACACUACUUAAUUAUGUUACAGAAGUUGGAUAUUCCAUAUGCAUUAGCAUCCAAGAAAGUUUUUUUGUUACCUCUUUACGCUAUACAUAACAAUACUACGAUUGAAAAAAGAAAAAAAAAACUACGAUGGUGGAUCGGCCGAGUUAUAUCCGCCAAAAACCACUACCCGAUAUGGUUGUGCAUAUUUGGCUCUGGCUAUAACGAUAAAUCAAGCAGAAAAAGUGAAAAACAAUAUUUUAGUUAAUUUAUCGAUCGAACGUUUAACUAGGGACUUCUAGACCCUUGUUAAUCAAACUCGACAUAUACAAGGAAAGUUAUUAUUUGACUAUCUUAAAAAAUUGUAUUAUUAAUCCUGUAUUGCCAAAUCAUCCAUCAAAUAUAUAUAUUUCCACCGCCCCCUCCAAGGAAUAUGCGACAUUUCCAACGUUAUAUAUAUGCUACGAAAAAUUAAUCGGAAAACCUGAAAGAGCUAAAAGCAAAGGCUUGAGAAGAACAAGACGCACGUUUUGUCUCAAGAAGAAAGAGUCUUCUUCUCCCGUUUAUUGGGAACAAUAAUGGCUCACCAUAAUGAAGACGAAGGGUCUAUUGGGACUUCCAUGCAUGGAGUCACGGCGAGGGAACAAGUUUUCUCCUUCUCUGUCCAAGGAGAAGAUGAUGGCCCGUCAUCCCAUACCGUCCGUUUUGAUGAUCCAACAGCUAAGUUUGCCCUGCCGGUUGACUCAGAACACAGGGCAACAGCGUUCAAACCAUUUUCAUUUGCGAAGCCACACAUGAGAGCUUUCCACUUAGGAUGGAUCUCUUUCUUCACUUGCUUUAUAUCCACCUUUGCCGCCGCACCUCUGGUUCCUAUCAUCAGAGAUAACCUCGAUUUGACCAAAAGUGAUAUUGGAAAAGCAGGAGUCGCUUCCGUUUCCGGUGCCAUUUUCUCAAGGCUCGCUAUGGGAGCUGUUUGUGACUUGCUCGGGGCUAGGUACGGAACGGCGUUUCUGCUAAUGCUAUCCGCCCCAACAGUGUUUAGCAUGUCCUUUGUAUCUGAUGCUGGUGGCUACUUAUCCGUCCGGUUCAUGAUUGGUUUUUGUCUAGCCACGUUUGUGUCUUGUCAGUACUGGACCAGCGUGAUGUUCAACGGUAAGAUCAUUGGACUCGUCAAUGGAUGUGCUGGUGGCUGGGGAGACAUGGGAGGAGGCGUAACUCAGCUACUCAUGCCGAUGGUUUUCCACGUCAUCAAACUCGCUGGAGCCACUCCCUUCACGGCCUGGAGGAUUGCGUUCUUCAUUCCCGGAUUUCUUCAGGUCAUCAUGGGUAUUCUUGUGCUCACUCUUGGACAAGAUCUUCCUGAUGGAAACCUUAGUACUCUACAGAAGAGAGGAGAGGUUUCCAAAGACAAAUUCACCAAGGUGGUUUGGUAUGCUGUUUUGAACUAUAGAACAUACGUUUUGUUCCUUCUCUAUGGAUUUUCCAUGGGAAUCGAAAUGACCAUCAACAAUGUCAUCUCCGAGUAUUUCUUCGACAGGUUUCAGCUUGAACUACACACUGCUGGUAUGAUAGCAGCCAGCUUUGGUAUGGCUAACUUCUUCGCUCGUCCGCUUGGUGGAUACGCAUCUGACAUUUCUGCUAGGUUUUUCGGUAUGAGAGGGCGGUUAUGGACCCUUUGGAUCUUACAAACUUCUGGUGGUAUUUUCUGUGUUUGGCUCGGCCGUGCUACUUCACUUCCUAUAGCUAUUUUAUCCAUGAUGCUCUUCUCCGUGGGCGUGCAAGCAGCUUGUGGGGCCAUCUUCGGCAUCGUUCCUUUUGUCUCCCGCCGCUCUCUAGGGCUAAUAUCUGGAUUGACCGGCGCAGGAGGAAAUUUUGGGUCGGGGCUAACUCAAUUGAUCUUUUUCUCUUCAUCCAGAUUCCAUACUGCCGAUGGUUUGUCGCUGAUGGGAAUCAUGGGGAUGAUUUUUACACUUUUAGUUGCGUUUAUACAUUUUCCGCAAUGGGGAAGUAUGUUUUUUGGACCAACAAGUGACGAGAAAAAAUCAAAGGAAGAGCAUUAUUAUGCGGCGGAGUGGACUGAGGAAGAGAAACGGCAAGGAUUGCAUGAAGGUAGCCUUAAAUUUGCAGAAAAUUGUCGAUCUGAAAGAGGCAGAAAGGCGGCUUCAGACGGAUCCUCCCCCUCCACGCCGCCUGAAAAUGGAAAUCCGGCUCAUGUUUAAUCACAUGGAAUUGCAUUUUCUUCUCCACAUGCACGCACACAUUACACAAAUAUGGUGAGGCAUAUUACCAUUUAUUAUUGUUCAUUUUGAUAUGGGCUAUGCUUUGGUGUUUCACAGUGUUAUAUAUAUAAGGAGCACAAGUCUAGUUAAUAUGAUUACUUGAAGUUUCGUAUACUAUGCAAUUCAAAAUUAAUUUGCGUGGCUGGUUUCUUGUUUGAUAUAAAGUUUGUAUUUUGCACCACUAAUACCUUUGUGUUUUCGUUUGUAUCCAUGCAUUACUUAUUGAUCAAUUAACAUAUUUAAUGCUUAAUGUUAUUUAACGAACG